UUUCGUCGCGACAUGGCGGCACCGUCACUCGCUUCGCUCUCCGAGGGCCUCCCACUUACCUUCCCAACACCUAACCCACUGACACAUCCUUCCUUAAUCACACCCCAAGACCUUCCGCGCGAGGAAGAUCUCCUUCGAAAUCCCUCCUCGUUCCGUGCAUGGUGGACUGCAAUCAUCAAUACGCGUGAGGCGUUCAACGCCCAACUCAAACUGCAAGCAGACUCAGGAGAAGGAAAGAAUGAAGGCUCAUCUGCGGCAGCAGCAACUGUCCUCGGCCCUCUCGCGACUCCCCUCGCGCGUAUUUCUCUCCAGCGCCUCACCUAUCUCUACGAAGCGGCCAUUGCUCAGUUCCCUACCUCUUUCAAAAUAUGGAAGUCCUAUCUCAUCAUGCGCAUGUCGUUCGUCCUCGGCAAGCAGAUCAUCAAGAAACGCGCCGGAGGGAAGAAAAAGUUCCCCGAGAUGAAGGACGCGUUGGAGGAUGAAAAGGAGGACUUGGAGGUCUGGGAAAAUGGUCUCGAUGGGAUCGUGGGUCUUGAGGAGUGGAAGUCGUUGGUUGCGACGUUCGAACGCGCGCUCAUGUGGCUACCACGACUUCCUCGUUUAUGGCUCAUGUAUCUAUCCAUAUUCUCUCAUCCUCAAUGCCCGCCGCUUCUCUCACAUAGCCAUGCUCGACACACUUACGAUCGAGCACUGCGCACUCUCCCUCCCUCCCUGCACUUCCGUAUAUGGGUCCGAUUCCUGCUAUGGGCGGAAGGAAAGGGUGGAGUGACCAUGGUCUCAAUCUACCGACGCUAUCUUGCCAUUGACCCUAGCGUUACCGAGCACUUCACGGCUCUCCUGCUCGCCCCGGCAAAUGGACCACCGCGCCCUCUAGAAGCUGCGAAAUUACUCUUGUCAUUGGCCAGAAAAGCUGCCAAGGGCGAGUACACCAGUCCUGAGGGUAAAAGUCCAUACCAGCUUCUCGGAGACUGGCUGGACGUGGUGGAGAAAUUCUCCGAAGAUGUUGGAUUGGAUGUAGAAGAAACCGAUGCUGCCAAUGCCGAGUCUGAUGCUAUAGACGACGAGGAUGAAAACCCUUUGAGCGCUCGAAAGCUCAAUAUAGAGCGCAUCGUUCAGAAGGAUGGAUUGGAGGUAUACAAGGAUCAAGCUGGCCGUCUUUGGACGGGUUUGGCUACGUACUGGAUCAAACGCGCCGAAUUCGACCGGGCGAAGGAUACUUUUGAAAAGGGCAUCGCGACAGUGCUGACGAUCCGUGACUUCACGCAGAUCUUCGACUCGUAUGCGGAAUUCUGCGAGUCGUUAAUUACUGCCUUGAUGCAAAGUCUCGAAAUCGAAGAGGACGAUGAAGAUGCGGAAGAGACACAAAAGGACUUGGAUCAGCGGAUGGUCGAUUUCGAGGAUUUGAUGGAUCGCAGACCGUUCCUGGUGAAUGAUGUGCUUUUGCGCAGAAAUCCCAACGAUGUGCAAGAAUGGGAAAAGAGAGUUGCUUUGUGGGGCGAAGACGAUGAGAAGGUGGCUGCGACUUACACGAAAGCAUUGGAAACUGUGAAUCCUCGGAAAGCGACAGCCAACCUACAUCGUCUCUAUAUCAAUUUUGCCAAGUUUUAUGAGGAGGGUGGCACUACCGGCCAAGCCGAAGAAGAUCUCGACAGUGCCCGGAAGAUCUUGGAGAAGGCUGGGAAGGUCAACUUCAAAACCGUCGAGGAUCUCGCAGAAAUAUGGUGCGAAUGGUCUGAGCUGGAACUGCGGCAUGACAACUAUGACGAGGCGAUUCGUGUGAUGCAAAGAGCUGCAGCGGUCCCGAGGAACCCCAAAGUCAACUAUCAUGACCAUACGUUGACAGCCCAAGCCCGUCUAUUCAAAUCUCUCAAGCUAUGGUCCUUCUACGUAGACCUGGAGGAAUCCAUCGGGACAGUUGAAUCGGCCAAAGCCGUGUACGACAAGAUCCUCGACUUGCGAAUCGCCAAUGCGCAAAUCAUCGUCAACUACGCCGCGUUCUUGGAAGAAAACAAAUACUUUGAGGAGAGCUUCAAGGUGUACGAGCGCGGUGUGGAACUGUUCACAUUCCCCGUGUCCUUCGAGAUCUGGAACAUCUAUCUCUCCAAGUUCGUCAAGCGAUAUGGUGGUUCCAAGCUCGAGCGAGCUCGCGACUUGUUCGAGCAGGCGCUUGAAAAGUGCCCGGCAAAAUCGUGCAAGCCAAUCUUCUUGAUGUAUGCCAAGCUGGAGGAGGAUUAUGGACUUGCGAAGAGGUCCAUGUCCAUCUAUGACAGGGCUACGCAAGUGGUGGCUGACGAGGAUAAAUUCCAAAUGUUCUCGAUUUAUAUCGCGAAGGCGACUGAGAACUACGGAUUGCCGGCCACGAGAUCAAUCUAUGAACGAGCUUUGGAAGUCCUUCCUGACCGACAGACGGCCGAGAUGUGUCUCCGUUUCGCAGCGCUAGAGCGUAAGCUGGGCGAAAUCGAUCGGGCACGGGCGAUCUACGCCCACGCCUCGCAGUUCUGUGAUCCUCGAGUGAAUCCCAAAUUCUGGGGCGAGUGGAACACAUUCGAGAUCGAGACAGGCUCGGAGGACACUUUCAGAGAGAUGCUGCGGAUCAAACGAAGUGUCCAGGCCCAGUUCAACACCGAAGCGAGUUACUUGGCAGCACAGACGAUCGCUGCGAAAGAGGGCAACCAAGUCUCUGUUUCCAGUGCGGAGCCGCUGGAUGCCAUGGCUGCUACCGAGAGAGCGAACGCCCCGGCAUUUGUCGCUGCAAAGCAAACCGCGUUGCCCAAGCCAGAUAAUCAAGCUGAUGCGCCAGCUGAUGCAGCCGCUGGUAACGCCGACGAGAUUCACAUUUCUGACGACGAAGACAUGUAAAACAGAAUGUGUAAUAGCAGUGCAGUAUGUAACAGUGAAGGCUCAGCGCUCAAGGUCGGGCCUUUCACUGAGUGUGCUGAUAUGAGUCAUGUUGAUUACGAUCAAGAGCGCCGAGUCGACAGUUGUUCGUUGUUUACGCCGCAUUGCCAAGUCUUGCAACUGCGCUGCACGGUCAGCACACAGCACUACACGAACACCAGCCUGUCUUCUUCUACUUUCUGCAAUACAAACACUCCCCAUGGCGAGCAAGGGCUGGUUCAACCUUGAAAGCGCUGGCAGCGUUAUUCCCGAGACCCAGUACUUCGAGGGCGAAUCGGCGUUCAAGUUUCUCAAUCUCUCACGCACGACGCGAUUGUAUGGAUUCGUGGGCUGUACAGCGGUCGGGUUUCUGCUUAGUAUCCUUGGUGGCAUUGUGCUCUUCCUCGGCCAAAUUAUCUUGUUCGCGUUCCUCUACGGUGUCGGAACCCUCGUUUCGCUAGCUGGGACUGGAUUUCUGCUCGGGUUUGGCACGCAGCUCAAGCUGAUGUUCAAGCCUGUGCGUGUGUUGGCUACGGUCGUAUUCCUAGCCUCCAUUGCCAUGGUAUUCGUCGGCGCAUUUGUGAUCGGCAGCGAGCUGCUGUGCAUCAUUCUUGUCAUCGUCGAAUACUUGGCGUUCACGUGGUACAGCCUGUCGUACAUCCCGUACGCCCGGACAGCAGUUCUCAAGAUGAUCGGGUUCAGCUAGGUUACACCUCUCCUGUUGCCUCUUGUUACAACUCUGUAUAUUACUGCGCCGACCUAAAUUGACCUUGAUCCCAGUUCUUGAUGGAUCUCGGUCCGCCAUCAGAAGGGUGGCCGAGAUCUAACUCACAAUUGAUAACUUAAUUCCCC
Messenger RNA from Mycena citricolor, 3729 nucleotides. The record is from the annotation of a GenBank genome assembly. NCBI's taxonomy places the organism in Eukaryota, Fungi, Basidiomycota, Agaricomycetes, Agaricales, Mycenaceae.